AUGGCAAAGCACAAACGUUCGCACAAAUCUUCUAUAACUUCUUUUAUUCAAAUUUACCUUGCGUUCACGUUCCUAUGCUUGCUUCUCUCUUGCAAGUUUGCCACAUCUACCGAAUAUCGUGCAAUUGACGGCACAGGAAACAAUCUGAAUUAUCCUACUGCUGGUGCAACGGGUGAUAAAUACCUUCGUGUUGACUUGCCCACCGCAAACUUUGUUGAUGGAAGGAGUCAGCCUCUAAAGACACCAACCGAUGGAGUAUUGCCUGGUACUGCCAUAAACUCUAGCUGUACAGAUCAAUUAGCAGCAGAUGUAUACCCAUUGCCAAGAUGUGUGUCAAACAUUGUGUCGAGAUAUGGAACAAAUCUUAUAGUCAACGACAGUAAAGUUCCCAUUUAUAAAAGCCUUCGUAAAACUUCACACAUGAUCACAUUCUUGGGGCAAUACAUCUCCUACGACACGAGUGCAGCAGUUGAAAAUAUCAACCUACCGACCUAUAUAUAUGCACCUCUCGAUGACGCAAACUAUAACCCUCCUGGCUCUCCUCCUGCAAAUAUAAUGACUGCAGGUCCCGAUCUCGUUGCUUACCCUAAUGCUGGCGUACUGAGACAAAAUCGAUCUUAUUAUGAUCCCGCAAACCCCACGUUCGGAGUAAAUGGUGUAACUGGAUUCCUCGAUUUAAAUCCUUUGUAUGGUUCGACACUUGAACAGUCUAAUGCAGUAAGAGAUACGGCUUCUCAACGCGGAAAAUUGUUGAUGGUGAAUGGCUAUUCUCCAUGGAAUGACACAACAAGAACUUUUAAAUUAGGUGGACCAUUUGCUCGUUCACAAAACAUCUUUACACUGGCCAUCAAUACUAUAUUUCUUAGGGAACAUAACAGAUUGUGCGAUUGGCUGUACUCGAUCAACAGCACGUGGACCGACGAGCAAUAUUUUCAAGAAGCUAGGCGAUGGAAUAUUGGACAGUAUCAAAAGAUCGUGAGCGAAGAAUAUCUGGGAAUUGUAACUGGACGUCCCUUACCACCAUAUUCGGGCUAUAAUCCGAAUCAACAACCCGGAACAGACUUGUUUUUCAGUAUUGUUGCGUUUAGAUAUGGUCACAGUGAGAUUAGUAACACGUACAACAUAUUAAAUAUCAACGGUGAAACUCUUGCCGAACUUCCAUUGUCUGAUACAGUAAGAUUUGAUCUUUUGCUUCGGGUCGGUUUGGGUCCUAUUCUUCGAUCGAUGGCCAGUCAACGACAAGAAGAGGUUGACGCAUACGUGUCGGAUGGGUCGAGGGCAUGGACUGGUGCAAAUAAACUAAAGUACGAGAUUGCGGCAUUUGAUGUUUCGAGAUGCAGAGAUCUUGGUAUCCCUCUUUACAACGACGCCCGCGCAGGUUUUGGUCUUGCGCGUAAAAAUUCGUUUGCUGAGGUCACCUCAAAUGCAGAAAUUGCGGCCAGACUCCAACAAGUUUAUGGCACUGUCGACAAGUGUGAAGCGUUUGUCUGUGCGCAUGCCGAAGAUCACGUUGCUGGUGCCAAUGUUGGGGAGCUUGUCUACACGGCUCUCAUCCGACAGUUUGAUCGCUAUCGCGUUACUGACCGAUUCUGGUUUCAAAAUUAUUUCAGUACCACUGAGCAAUUGACAUUCCGUAACAGAACCUUUAGAGAUGUAAUAGUCGAUAAUUUGACACCGGAUGAACUGCCGGAAGGCAUAACAUUUCCUGCAAGCAUUUGGACUGUUUUGCCACCAACUGACAGUAGUCUCAGCAAUGCACCAAAUCCUAUAACCGAUCCAUAUCCAGGAGACAUGACUAGAUGGCCAGAAUAUCAAGUACGCUUUGGCGUCACGGAUAAGACUCUACAAUUUUUAAUCAAUUUUGCAACUGAAAGCGGAAAUGGCUGGUUUGGUAUAGGCUUUGGUCCGUCCGAUAAUGGCAUGACAGACGCUGAUUUUAUCAUAGGAACGGUGUCAUCUGGUUCGGCCAGUUUAGGGAAUUACAUUUCCAAAGGAUACCAACCACCAGUUCUUGACUCGGGUCAUCAAGACUUUCAAUUGACCAGCACGACACUUAACGGGUCCGUUUACCAGAUUGAAUUCAAUCGUCCCCUCGCAGCAGCCAGUUCAGGCAGAAAGGCGAUCACAGAAGGGCAAAUGAAAAUGAUCAUGGCUUUCAACCCUACGACUAACGUUGUUACAUAUCACGGACCCAGAAAUAGAGCCAGGCAGCUUGUUGAUUUUAGUCUCGGCAAGGUUAUUAACUUACAAGAUACAGCUAUAGCAGCUUCUCCAGAGAGACAACGGCAGACCAGAUUGGCUCACGGGUUUGGAAUGUUUACAAUAUUCUGCAUAAUCUUUCCAACCUCGAUUUACGUUAUCAGAUAUUACAAACAUACCACGUUCUACUUAAAGUUUCACAGGAACAUGCAAUUGUUUGGCGUGUUGCUUGUUGGCACAUUUGGAGCUGCUGCCAUUGCCACUAUCGCCAACCUACAAACGAAUCACGCAAAAAUUGGAUUAGCAGUCUAUAUCGGUACUUUCCUUCAAAUGUCAUUUGGAUUGACUACUUAUUGGUCACAACAGAAAAUUGAAUCAGUUAACGAAGGUCUUCUCAGAGUUGUUAAAAGAACGCAUCGAUACUUUGGCAUGGUCCUUAUGAUUACAGCAUGGUUCUCUCUAUACUUGGGCAUUAACGUAUAUUGUAUCACAUACGGUGCAGAUAAGGUUCCCUGGCAAGGGGCUUUGAUUGGUGUUGUCGCUUUGAUUUGUUUGAUUUUCAUCGGGGGUCAAAUCUGGAAAAUCAUGGGUGGAAAAUGUCGGAUCAAGGCCUGUACCGGAGCUGAAGCAGAAGAGAAGACAGUUGACCUAUUUUUUGAUGCCGCAGGACUUAAUGCGAUGCCCGACUUUACGUGGGAUCAAGUUAAUGAGGGUGUGCAGAGAGGAGCGUUUUUGGUUGUCUGUGAUGGAUUUGUGGCAGAUAUUAGGAGAUGGAUUCAUUCACAUCCGGGUGGUGAGAAGAUAUUGCAUCGCGUUAUUGGCACGGAUAUAACUAAUGACUUUUACAACACUCACAGGCCAACAGCAACACCAAAGGAAGAGAUAGAUCCGGACCCCAAUGCCACAGACAAAAAUGACAUGAUGGCGUAUUCAAAAGGAGCCCAUCUCGUGAGCCCUGUGUUAGGACGUUAUACACAUCUGUGGGAACAACAGGCUCUUGACCCUGAUCAAAAACUUCGCAGACGCAAAACGAUGUCUGCAAAGAUUGACGAUUUCAACAUUGAACGAUUCCACAAAUCAUCCGAGCCGAUCGCCAGACACAAGCACACGAAUUUCGCAGUGAGACAAUUCGCUGGCAUGGUAAUUGGAAAAAUAAAGGGUGACAGUUACGAUGAAAGGAAUGUUGAAAAGGCUGACGAUGCACCGCCGACGCCAACAUCAGAACAGUCUUACUUUAGACUGCAACAACCGUUCUUUGUCACGGAUCUCAAAAAGGAUACUUCAGUUAGAGUUUUCAAAAGAUAUCAGCUGGUUGAAAAAGCUUUGGUUAAUGGCGAUCCAGAACGUCCUGUCAUAAAAUUCACUUUUUCUAAACUUCAUCAAUUGAAAGACUCCGAAGGUGAUCGCAUUAUCCCGGGAGAUUACAUCGAAAUCCAAGCCCGAGUUAAGGGUCAAGUGGUUGUCCGUGCUUACACUCCAGUUGAAGGCCGAAUAUCACGCAGGUUCUCCAUUAUUGUGAAAGUAUAUGAACAUGGUCUAAUGUCUCAGCACCUAGCUCAUCAAAGAAUUGGAUACGAACUCAAAGUUCGGGGACCGUUUGAUUUGUUGGAUCGUCGUGGAGUGACCCAUAUGACGCAGAAUGAAUUAUCAACUAUUAUGGGACGUAGAUUCAGUUCAACACAUAGUGUAAUAUCUAAUUUAUCAGCUGGGUCAAGUACGACAGGCAGAUCAUCAGGCCACUUGCUGUUGAAUCCGAACAGUUUUGACGGUUGUUGGGAUCAAUUGGUUAUGAUUGCCGGAGGAAGUGGGAUUACACCAAUGGUUCAGUUAAUCAAUUUCCAUCUAAAAGUUCUCGCCACCAGUCGAGAUCGCCACAUUACUAUGCAUCUACUCUUUGCAAAUAAAAGAGUUGAAGAUAUCAUUAUGGGUCUCGAACUUGAAAGUUUGGCGGCAAACUCUAAAGGAGCACUGACAGUUACCUAUAUGUUGAGCAAUCCACCAACAGUGGGUCACGAAUGGGAAGGUUUGCAUGGACAUGUUACUACUAGUGUGUUACAUACGUGGUUAUUGCAUCAUGGAAUGAAUACGCAUACAGUGAGUUUUCCGAGAAGCCCGACUGCUUAUGACCCAACGGGACAACUCGACGAAAGAUACAGCCCGACUUUGAGAGCUGGUGAAGUGACUGGUAAUUACGAUGGAAAAGACAGUCAGAAAUUAGCUAUUCGUGACCAAUACGAUAUGUCUGAUCAACCAGAUUUAACUAAUCACGAAGUAGUUACUACUAUCAACAAAGGAACACAAGAUAUUAUCACGACUGAAAGAACCUCCCCAUCGGAAGGUUCAACUAACUCUGGAUCACCAAAUAGCAUGCGACCUCUUCCCCAACCUCCAACAAGGCAGCCAAGUCACUCUUAUUCAAGGGGAGCUUCAUUUAAUUAUCUUAUGGUGCAGAAAAAAAUCGUUGCUUGCGGUCCAGCAGCCAUGUUGGAUAAAAUUGGUGCAAGUUUGAAGGAGAUGGGAUAUGCGGAUGAUGAUUAUAUUCUACUUUACUGA
Paraglomus occultum is the source of this 4752-nucleotide messenger RNA. The record is from the annotation of a GenBank genome assembly. NCBI's taxonomy places the organism in Eukaryota, Fungi, Glomeromycota, Glomeromycetes, Paraglomerales, Paraglomeraceae.